AUUUUGAAUACCGAACUCCUGCUUUAACUCGACAAAAUUGAACUUGUUCUGUGUGAGCAGGAUUAGCGGAGUGUGCUGAUAGGGUAAAACGAUUUGAUGAAACCCAAGCGCCGAAUAUAAAAAUAAACUACAACUCCCACAAAGCAGUUGUGCAUUAAUUGCGUCAUCUCAUGGCGCCUACAAUUCGUUGCCAUAGUAACACAAGGACGCUGCUGUGGAUAAGCAGCUGCUAAAGUAAAAAUGGAUCGACUCACUUUGGGAGUAGAUUUCUGAAGUUCUUGGAAGGUGCAUUCAGAGCCUAAGGUCCCGUUGGUUACUGCUUCUUCACCAGAAUGGGAGACGUACACGUGGUCCGCAGUGGAAAGGUCUACAGACAGCUAUUUGAUGCUGAGGUGCAGCUGGUCAAGGCUCUGGGCGAGGCUCGCAGUAAAUCUUACCCAUAUGGAGUCUCCCUGGACAGUGGGAAGAUUCCCCUGGUCCGGGAUCUCGACACUGCGGCUGGGGGGAUUCUAUCACAGCGGCAGAGGCAGUGGGUGCAGGAAAUGCCAAACAAUACAUCUACUGAAAAUCCAGUGCUGCACAGAGAAGAGGUUUUAUCAGCCUUGAGACGAGCAAAGGAAAGUGAAGACGUGCUUGCAGCUCGGGAGGUCAGAGGUCUUUCUGAUCCUGUCGUUGCUGAGAAACCGGAGUCAGAUAUUAUUCAGCGGCUGUCCCUGAGUAAACAGCAGAGACACGAGGAUGCAGUGUCUAACCUACAGCAGGAACUCAUUCUUCUGAGUGAGGAUUUUGAACCCAUGUUUAUGGAAGCUGGAGAAGCCCUGCUGGACAGGCUGUCAGAAUCUGAUGGUGAGAUCCAGCAAGUUUUCCAGAAGAUUGAAAAUGACUCUGAUCUGGAACGUUUCACUCUCGAGGGGCUUCAUAAUGUAUGGGACUCUAUUACCCACAUAUCGCUCGAGAGAAGAAAAUGGAUCAAAGAUCUGGAUGAGACAUGUAUCAGUUAUGAGUCUAAGAGAGCUGCAAGGAUUGGAAACAUACUGAAAGCAUACACUGGGACUCUAGAGAAAAUCUCAUAUCUGAUGCCAUCUGAUGUUUACCGGUUUAUUGACAAAGAAUCUAUGAUGUUAAACCAGGCACUCCUGGCCAAUCGGAGAGCAGUGGGGAAGCUCUAUGUGAAUCUCAUGGAGCGAGACUUGAAGAGGGAGCUCUCGGAGCGGAGGAGAUGGAAGGAGAGGCUGCAGGACUGGAAGACUAUCAAGAGACAAGCUGCAUUGGUGAAAUUCAACAAUUUUAUGAGCAGCAUACGGAACCAUGAGCCUGAGGCUGUGCAAAGGGAACUUGACUUGAUGAGGAAAACGCAGGAAUUAAUGAGUGAAAGACGAAUGAAGAUUCUGCUGUCACUAAGUGAUAUUUCACCUCCUCAGUGCACUAAAUCAAUGGCUUCAGAAUGGAAUUCAUCCUUGUCAGCAAUUAAUGAACAAAUAGAUGCAAUGCAUAUUGAUUAUAUGAAAAGAAUUCACUCUCACUAUGAAAAUCUGUGGCAGGACUGCUUGGAAGAGGUUGAGAAAUUCAAGGAAGAGAUGCUGAGCAAUCAUGUGUUGUCUCAGAAAGACAUCCAGUACAUUGUGAACAAUGAACUCCUUCAACUGGUUGGGAGCUGUCAGCACCAACGAGAGGAAGAACUGGAAGCCAUGGAAAAAGAAUUUGAGGUGUUGGCGAACACUACCCGUGAUCAGAAUAAAGCACUGCUUAAGUUUGCUAGAGGGGCUGCUGACCUGUGGGAACUGCACAGUGCAGGGCUGACGAGAAAGGAACAUCUUUUUCAAAACAAACUGGAUGAGAUCCGUUUCUCGCACGACCAGGAGAACCAGGCAAAGGAAGCCAGCCUGGAUAUUCUGAUGGACAAACUGAGGCAGGAGAGCACAGAGGAGACUUUGAAGAGCGCUAUGGAGAAGACCUUUUCCUAUCUGGAAGAAAUCAAAACAAGCUAUCUACAUUUCCACCAGAAACAGGUAGAUGUAGUUGAGUCGUACCCUGCAAUGGUAAAAGAGGAACUGCUGGAGUACUGCACAGCAGUCAGUGGUUACUUCAAUGUGAGGGAGAUCUUUAAGCAGGAAGAAGAAAGCAUCCUAACAAGUAGCUCAACUUCAGAAAAUCUAGGAGUAAAACUGGAGAAGCACAAAAGACGAAGUACCUCAGCAGCUAUUCAAGAUGUACUUUCACGAGACAAAAAGAGAAGCACCACAACUGCAGUACAGAGUGGCUCUCUUCCAAAACGAGUUAAUACACCGUCCCCCAAAAAGGAUGCCUCUCUCGCGGAUCAAAAGGAUGAUUUCCAAACCACAGUCUUCACAACAUCCAACGGAAACUCGUACACUUUGACAUGCCCUGAAGAUGUUAUGUGUGAAUAUCCUUCUCAGGGCAAACCACCUCCUUAUGUAGAAACAGUCGUGCUGACAAGUAGUUUACUUUCAGAUCUGAUAAGAAGGACUAGACAGGAGUUCUUUGAACACAUGGAGCAUUGGUUUGACAAAGCGAUGUCCAACUCCAUGAAUAUUGUUGCUGCUAAAAAAGAUGAGCUGAAAUCCGAACUAGAGCUUCGAUACCAUCUUCAUCAGCCGAGGGCUCAAAGAAUCGAGAUGGACAUCCACAAUGUUAGAGCUGCUGAACUGGUACUCCAUAGAGAACGAGUGGACAGACACUGUACAGGAGUCAUUGAGGGUUUGAACAAUGUGAAGUCUGAGUUUGUCACACUCCGCGCUGAACAAAAGAAACUUACAGAGGGCUUCCGGAAAUACAUCUACGAUAUGGAAGACGUCUUUGUAAAUGCUACCAAGUCUGAAUGGCUGGCUUCACUUUGCGACUCUCUGCACACUGAUUUAGACAAGCACAUGGGUAUCAUCAGGGCAUCUUUGCGACAGUUCAGAGAGAAACAGGAGACUACGCUGGGAAGACUGAGAGACUCCAAUGCAGAGUUUAUCAAAUCAGUUAGGUUAUUUUCUGAAGGAGGAAAUUUUACACCUGAUGAAUUUGAAGUAUUCCGAAAACGUCUGGAUAAAAUGUCAGGCCGAAUCGAUAAUACAGAAGAGUUUGUGAUGUUAGAACUGGAAGGAAUGGAGUCCAAAUGUCUUGGACAGGCGACUGAGGUGGUCCAUAAAUUUGAAGAUAAAUUCCACAACCUGACAGUGGAUCUGAACUUCAUUGAAAAAAUCCAACGAUUUCUGAUAAACACCCAAGUCAAGAUGAAAUUGGAGGUGACGAAGAGUAACUAUCAGGCAGAAAGUCUAAGCAGCUACCUGGAACAGUUCCAAAAGAAGAUAGAUGCAUGUGCCAAGCCAAGGGUUGACAAGGAGACAGUAACCCCCGAUGAGCUUUACAGUUUUACCCAGAUGAUCAUGGAAGAAUUCAAGAAAAGGAGCACUUAUCUUGACUGCUUGCUGGACCUCCCCUCCGCACCCAGUGUGCCUGAGAUUCCCCUACAAGGACCCUUUGCUGCAGCCACUCGUUCUGAAAGACAGGAGAGCAAAGUCGGGUCCCAAUCCUGCGACAGUCUGCUGCAGCCCAGCAGGAUGGGCAAACCUGCUACAGAGGAUGCGGCUCUCGGAGUCAUCCACAGUAUUUUACAAACUCAGAAAUCCAAAGUCUAUCUUGAACUUGAAAAAGCACCAGAAGCGUCAGGAGUGCAACUGUCGUCACCGCAUUCGCCCAGCACGACUGUUUUGGGCGACAAGAAAUCUCAUACCUCCAGCAUUAAUCUGAAAACUGAUAUUCUUCUUAGGAAAGCCUCAUCUGCAGGUGUCAAAAGAUUCUCCAAACCAACCCGAUUUGAUAAAAGAUUCCAGGUUUUUGGAUCCAAGCCUGAAGAAGAGCAACUUCAUUUCAAAGGCAUUGUAUGGGGUAUUCUUUGGGAGAGUAAUGAUGCCCUACUGUUAGUGGCUGAGGAAUUUUACAAGAAAAAGGAGAAACGGACCAUUACCAGGCCAGAAUAUAUCCAGGAGACCUUUGAGAACUCUGCAGAGAUGUUAAACCAGAAACUACUGUCCUACCACUCCCAGGCAGAGGAAUAUCACAAUGUCUGCUUGCAAGAUUUCAGAGAGCAGUUAAAGCAGUUUGAACAGCAGCUGUACCAUGUGCCACCUCUCCUUAUUGCUGAACUCACAAAGAAACACCUGGACCAGCUGGCAGAGACCACAGCCCAAAUCCACCACAGCUUACAUGAGAGGCUACAAGAGAGCAUCAACAGACAGACUGAGCACUGGGACAGUUUAAGGCCAACUUUGGGUCACCCAGGAAAUUUAAAUCAACUGGAGAGUCUGUGUAACCUGGAACAAGAGAGACUGACGGAACAUCUGACUGCAAUUGACAUCAGCAAAAAGAAUCUCCAGGACUGUGUGAUUAAGCAUGGAGAGGACUUUGUGACAGCUCUUGCCUCUCUCACUGAAAACAUGCUGCUCAAACUGGAUGACUUUCUGACGGUCGACGAUAUUCAAACUGGAACAGUUGAAGUUACGAAAGCAAAGACGACUACCCUCAUCAGAAGAAAAAAAGCAGGGCUUCCACUGGAGGACAGAGUGUAUAUACCAUUAACUCAGAGGGGGAGCCGAACUUGGCCAGGGAUCCUGUACUAUGAGUCGAGAGCCAAGAUAAAUGAUGAAAAGCUCACCAGAGAAACGGCCUCCAUUAAAACAGCCAAGACGACGCUGGGCCAUGUAUCGGCAAUGGAAGCGAGAGACUCCGCUUAUCAGAAAUAUCAGAGAGAGUAUGAGAAGGAGCUUGUAAGGACAGAGGAAGAGCCAGAAGCCCAGCGGAUCAGUGCCACACACCAGGAGACCAGGUGGAAGGAGUCGGUGCUGAAAAUCAAGCAGCUGUAUUCAUGAAGGUGCUGCACGGUCUGUUAACUGAGCACUACAAGAAAGGAUGCAAGUCUAAAUCUCAUUAAAUACAACCAAUAACAUACAGAACAUGUUCUUCUUUGUAUUCCCUUAAUGUUAAAAUGUGUUCAUACAUGUAUGAAGGCACUGAUAUGUGGAGACCUCUUUUGUCAACAUUUUGAAGAUGUUGCUGAAAAUUCAGCCCUUAUCAUUUUAAAAUGUAAAACAUAUUCAGAUAGUUAAUGUAAUUUUGUGCAGAUUAAAAAUAAAAUUAACAAAAAUAAUACUGGCCUCGGGUCUC
Molecule: messenger RNA, 5169 nt
Organism: Acipenser ruthenus (sterlet)
Lineage: Eukaryota; Metazoa; Chordata; Actinopteri; Acipenseriformes; Acipenseridae
Product: coiled-coil domain-containing protein 180-like
Exons: 38
Coding region: 333-4874 (1513 amino acids)
Source: RefSeq, a predicted model, not a curated record